AGUGCGAGUGUGGGCGGGAAGUCUCGUCGUAGAUUCAACCGAACAAUUCGGUCUUUGAAAGCUGUGGCAGUUUUAAUCUGUGAGAAUGUCUGCCAUGUUUUGUCAACUUUGUGGAAGGUCCGAGGAAACGACAGCAACCGGCCCUUUGUUGACGGACAGCGACGUGUGCGCUCACCUGGAGUGUAUGUUAUACUCUUCCAACCUUUGGUGCCAGAACUCACCGGAACUGGAUGAUCUAAACGGGUUUGCUGUGGAAGAUGUGAGGAAGGAGGUGCAAAGAGGAAAACAUCUGCUCUGUCACAAGUGCAAGAAACCUGGCGCCACGGUGGGGUGUGAGCUCAGGCGCUGCUGCAGGUCCUACCACUACCCGUGUGCGCUGGAGGAUGGCGCCGAGCACACGCAUGACGAAGAGAUGGAGACGUACAACAGUCUCUACUGUCCCAAACACAAGGGGAAGCCUGACAAGGGGGACGCGUCCUUCUCAGACACGCCCAAGACCUACUGCUUCAAGUGUGAGGCUCUGAAGGGAAACCCCGCCAUGGAAGGCGGGUCAGGCGCCCACAUGGUCCCCUGCAGUGACCACACGCCGGCCGCUGAGCCCACCGCUGACUCGGACUCUGACGACGGCCCGUCCAACACGGUCGUGUCUCAAGGAAGAAAGAGGAAGUUGACCUUCACCGAAGAAUGGACAGAGGAGGAGCCCAGUGAAAGGAAGAGGAAGUCACGUUCAGACUCGGAUGACAGUGAGGAGCUUGCUCUUCCACUCUCCAGCGACGCGGCGGGCACGCCAAGGUCACCGUCGGGAGAAGUGCUGCAGUGUGAUGCUGAAACUCAGUACGAGGGUGAAACCAUCAUUGACCCACAUGUGAAGGUGGAGAGUCUGCUGGCUCCGCUGGAGUUUUCCCCGCCCACUUCCCCCGUCCCGUUUCUCAAAGAGGAGCCUUUGGAUGAAGAAGAGGAGGCCAUGAUGGAGGCCAGGAGCAGCGAGAAGCGAGAGAAGGCCGUGCCUGCGGAGGAGAGCAGGAACCCUCGUGUCCGGCUCCACCAGCAGUUCCUGGCGACCUACAGGAGGAAAGACAAAGGCCAGGCAGCGUCCGGCACAGCCAAACAGCAGGGCGAUGGGUACGCGGAGCCGCCGGAGGCCGAGUCCAUCAUCCCCUCGGACGUGGACUCGGACAGCCUCCUCGCUCCGGUGAGGACCAGGGACGGGCUCCAGGGCCGCUCGGCCAGUCAGGUGGGCUCCAUGGAGACGGAGAACGGAGUGUCCAGAGCCCAGUCCAGGCUGACCGACCCGGUGGACAUGCCCGAGUACUACCGCUACGCCGGCGCCGGCCUCUUCUCCUCCCCCGUCUCGCCCACGCCGCUGGACAGCAACGGUGCCGCCAUCAUGGACGCCAGCAGCUUCUGGAAGAGCUGCAACACCGCCGGCUGCACGGAGGACUUCUUCACCGAUCUGGUGUCGGAGAUGAGCCGACUGUCCCAGAGGAUCCAGUCGGACCAGGCCAGCCAGGAGGACUACGACGUGGCCAUGAAGGUGAUGGAGGCGUCUGGCAGACUCGCGCUGCUGGUGGACAAGAAGCAGAAAGAGCUGGAGGAGAAGCAGGUGGCGCUGCAGCGAGCUCAGGCGGCCAUGAAGACGCUGGCGUCGGCGGUCAGGAGAUGACCAGCGCGGCGUUUUUAACCCGGGCGACCACCAUUAAUUUAUGUCUCCAAACCGUCACAGGACUUUUACUUUGGCUGUUUUUAAUGGUUCACGAAGCCUCAGCUUCUCUUGUGUUUUAAAGGAAACUGGCUGAAGAAGACAAAGACUUGUUAAAUGGUGUUUUAAUAAAGGUGACGAUAGCGACCAGACCGGAGUGGCGCGUCGUUCUUACAGUAGUCAGUACAGUACAGU
Molecule: messenger RNA, 1894 nt
Organism: Synchiropus splendidus (mandarinfish)
Lineage: Eukaryota; Metazoa; Chordata; Actinopteri; Syngnathiformes; Callionymidae
Gene: phf11
Product: PHD finger protein 11
Exons: 23
Coding region: 86-1663 (525 amino acids)
Cellular component (GO): nucleus
Molecular function (GO): histone binding; histone deacetylase binding
Source: RefSeq, a predicted model, not a curated record